CAGGAGUGUGCAAAAAUCCCAAAUACGGAAAGAAAACCACAACAAAUAUUUCUUGUAGUGGCAGCGUUAACCUUAAAAGAAGUGAAAUCACAUCCGCCAGAGCAGCCAAGUGCAGUCAGAUUUACUCUUAGAAGGUUAUUUAUUAUUUUUCGUUACUGAUCUUUAUGAUAACUGGAUUCUUAGUUUUUUGUGCGCAUUACAUUGACUUUUAACCAAGUGUCCGAUUUUCGCAGGCAAAGGUCUGUCUUUGAGAGGAUGUACGUGGUUCCAAUUUUUUGACUGACAAAAUAGUGCAUUUCUAACAUAAUCGUUUCAUCAGCUGAUUGUUACACCCCAGGUUUAUAUUGGACCUCUAGACACUUAAGAUUUGCAGUUCAACCAGAGAUAAAAGCGAGAGCUGUGUAGUGCAGCCUCAGUAGUAUUUUUACUACUUGUUGUUGGAAAAAGAAAAAUUUCUCACGGGCACCUCAUCAGCAGAAGUUCAAAUUCCCAGGAAGCUUUAGGAGCUUUUAAGGACUUGCUCUUGCUCUUAGAACUGAAGAAGCUUCUCGGAUGAGAGGUGAAACAUCUUCAAGAAACUUAAAAAAGUCCAGAUACUUUUCUUUCCAAGCUCCUUAGAAUACGAUGAACUGGAUGACUGAGAACCUUCACAGACAUACUUUUCAGUACUUGUUUUUCAAGUUUAUCCAUGCCUAGUUAGGGAUAAAAGCAUUUCUUAAGCCAUCUAGAUUCUAGAUGGGAAAUAAUGUUGCACGCCCUUCCUUUCUUUGGUUAUGCAUCUUUGAGCAAGGCAAUUAAGUCCAUAUAGCUGCACAACAGGCUCCAAAAGAUCUGACAGCAGUCUUGUCCUUAAACUUACACUAAACCUCUCAUCCACAGUCACUUUUGUGUAGCUGCUGAAAAUGCUCUUACUGAAAGUGCAGUAUAUGUGAGAGGUUAUUUCCAUAUGCAUGCUUUGUUGUCGUGGCUUAAAACUCUUUUCUUCAGUUUCUUUAAAACAGAUUGAGUAGUGAAGAUAAACUCUGAAUUCUCUGGAAUGGCACUCAGCACGCCCAGGCGGCUGUAAAGAGCUGAAGGGACUGAAAAAAACUGCUCUAGAAUUUUUAAAGCUGUCUCAAAGGUGAACUUUUACUGCUGAGACUGUAAGUGGAAGGUCCCACCUUUACUAAUCAAAUAACUGCACAUUCCCCGCGCUCAUAAGUCUGUCAGAUGGCUUUAAAAGUUUGAGGCGGGUAAGGUAAGGAGAGGCCGCUGCUGUGUGUAACCAGGUGCUAUAACACAGGAGUUUUCCCCUAUUUGUGCACUAGUAUCAUAACUGUGUAAUAAAUAGGUGGUAACACACAUAACCGAAUUUGGUCAGUGCCCUCAUUUUGAGCAAAAAUUAAUGUCAAAACAGUAAUGCUCGCCUCGUUUGUGCUCUCACACAAACAUGCUGACAGUUCUCAGUUGCUGGCUCACUUCUUAACAAAGAGCCAUUGCUCAUAACAGAUGUGGUACCAGGCGUUAUUUUUGUUUCCAUUAAUUCGCUUCAACCUGGCGAGACAAUGGAUUUGAUUUUUUUUUUUUUUUUGUCUUGAUCUUGGGACAUCAUCAACACUUGUGAAAGCAAUAAAAGGUGCAAAAUAUUCAAAGAAAGCAAAGCAGAAAAUGCUACAUAGCCAGUAACUCGGGCAGGCAGAGGACUAAAAACACAGAGCGUGAGUUGAGAUAAAGUAAAGGAGCAUUUUGCUGCGUUAUUCUACCACCAACCGCCACAAUCAGCCAGCUGCUGUUUGAGCAGGAGAUGGAAGACUCCCCUUACGGCUCAGGAGAACCCAGACCUCUCCCUCCACCUUAUGAGGAGAAAAUCAUUUCUGCUGGAGACAGAAACAAAGAUGAGGGGCUCGACUUUCGCGAGUUCUCCAAGUACCUGAAAGACCAUGAGAAGCAAUUACGACUGACCUUCAAGAGCUUGGACAAAAACAAAGAUGGUCGUAUAGACAUUACAGAGAUCAGGCAGUCACUUGCUGAUCUGGGACUGGAAAUCAGCAAAGAGCAUGCAGAGAAAAUCCUUCAAAGUAUUGAUGUGGAUGGCACCAUGACUGUGGACUGGAAUGAAUGGCGAGAGCACUUCCUGUUUAACCCAGCAACCAGCCUGCAGGAGAUCGUCCGCUACUGGAAGCACACCACGGUUUUGGACAUUGGUGAUAGCCUCACCAUCCCAGAUGAGUUCACAGAGGAGGAGAAGACCACGGGUCUGUGGUGGAAGCAGCUGACUGCAGGAGCAGUGGCGGGUGCUGUGUCCCGUACAGGAACAGCCCCUCUGGACAGAAUGAAGGUCUUCAUGCAGGUGCAUGCUUCUAAAACCAACAAAAUCAGCCUGGUCAGCGGCUUUAAGCAAAUGCUAAAAGAAGGAGGGGUGACUUCUUUGUGGAGAGGAAAUGGUAUCAAUGUCAUGAAGAUCGCCCCCGAGACAGCCAUUAAAUUCAUGGCUUAUGAACAGUACAAGAAGCUGCUGUCCAGUGAACCGGGUAAGGUGAGGACCCACGAGAGGUUCAUGGCAGGAUCGUUGGCUGGAGCCACCGCACAAACUACCAUCUACCCCAUGGAGGUGAUGAAAACCCGUAUGACCCUGAGGAAAACCGGACAGUACUCGGGAAUGUUUGACUGUGCCAAGAAAGUCCUGAAGAAUGAGGGAGUGAAGGCGUUUUACAAGGGCUACAUUCCCAAUAUUCUGGGCAUUAUCCCCUACGCUGGGAUAGAUCUGGCAGUGUAUGAGAGCUUGAAGAACUUCUGGUUGUCCCACUAUGCCAAAGACACAGCCAAUCCAGGGGUUCUGGUGCUGCUGGGCUGCGGUACCAUUUCCAGCACCUGCGGCCAGCUGGCCAGCUAUCCCCUGGCUCUGAUCCGAACCCGCAUGCAAGCACAAGCUUCUGUUGAGGGCUCAGAGCAGCUGCCGAUGAAUCUGAUGGUGAAGAAGAUUAUGGAAAAGGAGGGCUUCUUUGGACUUUACCGUGGCAUCCUGCCCAAUUUCAUGAAGGUCAUACCAGCCGUCAGCAUUAGUUACGUGGUGUAUGAGUACAUGCGGUCUGGUCUGGGUAUUCAGAAGUAGGCAGCAGAGUCCUCUGUGACCACAUGUUUACGAGUGUAAGAAAAGGUGCACCCAACUUUUUUUAAAAUUUCAAAACACUCCCUCCUUUUUUCCAUAUGUUGUUUGCCCUUGUUUACCUGCAGUCCACUGAAGUCUGGACUCAAACAGCCGCAGAUGGAACCUUUGUAGAUGUGACCGUAGGCCUUUGCUCAUACAAAGAAAAUCCUGCAGCGCUAACGCAGGGCUGACAAUGAGUAAGAAGAUCUCUACAAAGUUUCCAAAUGUUGGUUGUGUUUACUGUGCACUCCUAGCUUUAUGUACUCCACCAAGAUCUACUUCAGAUCAGUUCAUCUCUGGCUUUGAAAACCAAGAACACUUAUCAGGGUAAUUUCUUUUUGGUUUAAUUGUUGAAUAGAAACGUUACUCUAAUAUUUAAUCAAAAAGUCCAAGAAGUCACCUGCUGCAAUUUUCUGUUUUUUUGUUUAUCUUCUUAUCAUCAAACAUAAUCCGACCAAGUCCCAUGUGUGGUGGGGAAACUGUUUCACAAAGAAAUCUGAAGAAACGAAAAGAAAACCAAGUGCAAUACUGUAUUUACACAUUGUGUGACAUCUGAGAGAAGUUUGACUUUUUAGUAAGGGGUUUCAUCUGAGGGUCAUUGGUUCAUUAAAAGGGUCUUUUUAUACGGGACAGAGAAGGAGAAUUGUGCCUUAUAUGAUUUUUUUUUCUCAGAUAUCUGCGGACUUCAACACCCCUGUUUUCUCUUGCCUUUCUUUCAAAUAUGUCUUUAUUAGGCGCUGGUGUUUAUGUGAAUAAAUUUGGAUACAAAGGUUAAAA
Oreochromis aureus is the source of this 3904-nucleotide messenger RNA. RefSeq names its product calcium-binding mitochondrial carrier protein SCaMC-1-like. The record is from RefSeq and is a predicted model, not a curated record. The coding region runs from base 1784 to 3091 and encodes 435 amino acids. Gene Ontology annotation, molecular function: ATP transmembrane transporter activity; calcium ion binding. The transcript has 10 exons. Gene Ontology annotation, biological process: transmembrane transport. Gene Ontology annotation, cellular component: mitochondrial inner membrane. Lineage: Eukaryota; Metazoa; Chordata; Actinopteri; Cichliformes; Cichlidae.